GGACCCGCGUCUCUGCUCCGCCCUGUGUGCUCAUAAAGCCCGGGUGUAACCUGUACUUGGCCUUUAGUGCCCCGGCAGCGACGCCGGGCGGGGCAGCGGCGGAACCUUUCCGGACCUUUCUUGGGGUGAGCCUCGCUCUCCCCGCCUCCAAGCCUCCGCCGGGGGCCGGGCGGGCGGGGCCCCAGAGAAGGCCGGGAGCCCGGCUGGGAGCUGCAGGUUUUGCGGGGCUCACAGCUGUGGCGGGAGGCUACGCUCGCCGCUAGUAUACUGGUGCCUCCCCAUUGGUUGACCCCAACUGGAAGCCAGAGGACCAGCGGAUGCCCACCUUACAGCCUGAUCCAGUCUGAAGAUGACCCCGCUGUUCGCCAUGGUGUCCAGCCCCCGUGCCCGGCUCUUUGCCUGCUUCCUCAGGCUGGGUGCUCAGCAGGCCAGCCCAUUUCAGCUGCACACAGGGGUCGGCCUAGCAGCCAAGAACCACUAUGAGGUGCUGGUGCUGGGUGGGGGCAGCGGUGGGAUCACCAUGGCCGCGCGUAUGAAGAGGAGAGUGCAGGCAGAGAAUGUGGCCAUCAUUGAGCCCAGUGAAAGACACUUCUACCAGCCAAUCUGGACACUGGUGGGUGCUGGUGCCAAACAGUUGUCUUCAUCUGGCCGUCCCACAGCAAGUGUGAUUCCAUCUGGUGUAGAAUGGAUCAAAGCUAGAGUGGUUGAGCUGAACCCAGACAAGAACUGCGUCCACACAGACAACGGCAAGGAGAUCUCCUACAAAUAUCUUAUUAUUGCUCUCGGAAUCCAGCUGGACUAUGAGAAGAUUAAAGGUCUACCUGAAGGUUUUGCUCAUCCCAAAAUAGGGUCUAAUUAUUCAGUUAGCACGGUAGAGAAGACAUGGAAAGCUCUGCAGGACUUCAAGGAAGGCAAUGCCAUCUUUACCUUCCCAAAUACUCCGAUAAAGUGUGCUGGAGCCCCACAGAAAAUCAUGUAUUUAUCGGAAGCCUAUUUCAGGAAGACAGGGAAGCGAUCCAAGGCCAAUAUCAUCUUCAACACUUCUCUUGGAGCGAUUUUUGGGGUUAAGAAGUAUGCUGAUGCCCUGCAAGAGAUCAUCCAGGAGAGGAACCUCACUGUUAACUACAAGCAAAACCUCAUUGAAGUCCGAGCUGAUAAACAAGAGGCUGUGUUUGAGAACGUGGACAAACCUGGAGAGACCCAAGUGAUUUCAUAUGAAAUGCUUCAUGUUACACCACCAAUGAGCUCACCAGAUGUCCUCAAGACGAGUCCUGUGGCUGAUGCUGCUGGCUGGGUGGAUGUGGAUAAAGAAACUCUACAGCACAAGAAAUACCCAAAUGUGUUUGGGAUUGGGGACUGCACCAACAUUCCUACAUCAAAGACUGCUGCUGCAGUAGCUGCCCAGUCAGGAAUACUUGACAGAACAAUUUCUCUGAUUAUGAAGAAUGAAACACCAACAAAGAAGUAUGAUGGCUACACGUCAUGUCCUCUGGUGACUGGCUACAACCGUGUGAUACUUGCGGAGUUUGACUACAACUCUCAGCCCCUGGAAACCUUCCCCUUUGACCAGAGCAAAGAGAGACUUUCCAUGUACAUCAUGAAGGCUGACCUGAUGCCUUUCCUGUACUGGAAUAUGAUGCUAAGGGGUUACUGGGGAGGACCAGCCUUCCUGCGGAAGUUGCUACAUUUGGGUGUGCGUUAAGGAUGGUUCAACCCUUGCUCUCCUUGGAUGGCUUCUGGACCCAAAGCACAGUCAAUAAUUGACCAAGAGCAGCAUGAAGAACUCAAAAUCUAACCCUGUAAAGAGUUUACUGCUGGAUGAUGGGUGAUGGUGACUAAAUGCCUCCCUUUUCAAGAACCUUUGCACAGCCACCAUGCAGACUGCCCAGGAUGACACUGAUUUUUUGGAAAUAUUAAAAUGAAAGAAUAGAUGUCUAUUUUUUAACUAAAAACUUGUCAUUGA
Messenger RNA from Rhinolophus ferrumequinum (greater horseshoe bat), 1963 nucleotides. RefSeq names its product sulfide quinone oxidoreductase (gene SQOR). The transcript has 11 exons. NCBI's taxonomy places the organism in Eukaryota, Metazoa, Chordata, Mammalia, Chiroptera, Rhinolophidae. The record is from RefSeq and is a predicted model, not a curated record. Bases 350 to 1702 code for a protein of 450 amino acids. Gene Ontology annotation, molecular function: sulfide:quinone oxidoreductase activity; FAD binding. Gene Ontology annotation, cellular component: mitochondrion.